Molecule: messenger RNA, 970 nt
Organism: Ruditapes philippinarum (Manila clam)
Lineage: Eukaryota; Metazoa; Mollusca; Bivalvia; Venerida; Veneridae
Product: calmodulin-2-like
Exons: 3
Coding region: 56-481 (141 amino acids)
Molecular function (GO): calcium ion binding
Source: RefSeq, a predicted model, not a curated record
AACUUACCAUUCAUUUUGUGUAUUGUUUCUCAGCGUCCCUAGAUCUUGCUGAAAGAUGGCUUUAACAAAACAACAGUGCGAUGAGUUUUGGAGACUUGCUGACACUGAUCGAAACGGCUCCCUGACAAUUCAGGAAGUUAGAAACGCCUGUCGAAAGUAUGACAGAAAUCUUAAGGAUAAAGAUAUUGCAAGUAUGUUUUGUACGAUAGACGGUGACGAUAACGGCAGAAUCAGCCAAACAGAAUUCACAAAUGAAAUGUCAAACAAAACUAGACGAGCGACUUCACUUCAACAGUGCUGGCAAAAGUAUGACGUGGACAGGAACGGAACACUUUCAAGAGGUGAAGUUAUGAAAAUCAUUGAGGAAAACUUUCCGGAAAAAUCGAAGAACAGAAUCAUUGGUGAAUUUCUUGAAUUUUGUGACCUGGAUGGAAAUGGGAUAAUUACACGAAAAGAAUUUGAUGAUUUCUUUUGUGCUUAAACGAGAACUAACAUUUGAUGCUUGAUGCAAAGCAAAACUCGUCGGCAAAGUGGCAUCGACUCUUCGCUUUUACAGUUUCACUUUGUUAAAAGGUAUACCGAAUACCUAUGGCAAAUUUAUACCCAUUUUUAUAUUUUAGUGUAGUUUUGCUUUUAAAAAAUCUUCACGAGGAUUUUACUAAAUGAAACAUAUUGGAAAUUAUUUAAAAAGAACUUCUUCACAAUUGCAAUUCAAGGACAUUGGAUAUUAUUGCUGGGUGUGAAAUGAAUUAUUAUCCGAAUCGUAGAAAGACACUAAAAUUUGAUUGGUUACCAUUUUAAAAUGUUUAGUUAUAUUUUUGUUUCUGAUUAGUCCUUUUUGUCCGUUUAAUACCAUAAAUUUCCAGCACAGAGCUUUUUUAUCUCGAUUGAGCUAUAUUAUAAGAAAAUAUUUAUAUAUGAUUUGAGAUUUUUACAUUAAAAUAUAUAGUUUAUAUAUACGAUUUCUUAA